AUGGCAACUCGCGUGGGCAUCAAUGGGUUCGGGCGUAUCGGCAGGCAGGUGCUGCGGGCGAUCAUGGAGCGCCAUGCGGGCAAGUUGGAGGUUGUCUCCGUCAACGACAACUCCGAUGCGAAGACUAACGCGCAUCUAUUCAAGUACGACUCCACAUACGGCAGAUAUCCGGGCACUGUGGAAGUUACAGGUGCGAGCAUAGUCAUAGACGGGAAUGAGAUAAGGGCAUUUUCGGAAAGAGAUCCCUCCAAUCUGAGUUGGGGCGACGAAGGCGUUGACCUCGUGAUCGAAUGCACGGGUGCCUUCACCAAUGCGGGCAGGUCGGCGGCGCAUCUCGAAUCCGGAGCGAAGAAGGUUAUCAUCUCCGCUCCGGCCAGUGGCGAGGACAUUACGCUCGUCCUGGGAGUGAACGAACAUCGCUACGACCCGCAGUUACACAACAUAAUCUCCAACGCAUCCUGCACCACGAACUGCAUUGCGCCUAUGGCCAAAGUGCUCAACGACAGCUUCGGUGUCGAGCAGGGGCUGAUGACCACGAUUCAUGCCUACACGAACGACCAGCGGAUGCUGGACGGGGGACACUCGGACUUGCGGCGGGCGCGCGCAGGCGCGGUGAACAUCAUUCCCACUUCGACGGGCGCGGCCAAGGCUGUCGGCAUUGUGCUGCCUGAGCUGAACGGCAAGCUGAACGGCAUGGCUAUGCGCGUUCCGACACCGACCGGCUCGGUAACAGACUUCGUUGCCACGCUGAAGCAGCCCGCGUCCGCCGGCGAGGUGAACGCAGCGUACAAGGAGGCUGCCGCCAAUGGGUUGAACGGCGUGCUGGAGUACAGCGAGGAACCGCUAGUCAGCAGCGACAUUGUACGAAACCCGCAUAGCUGCGUUCUGGACGCCCUAUCGACAAUGACCGUUGGCGACAACAUGGUCAAGGUAGUGGGCUGGUACGACAACGAGUGGGGAUACAGCUGCCGCACCGCUGACCUUGCCGCAUUCAUUGUGGACAAGGGCCUUUAG
Molecule: messenger RNA, 1014 nt
Organism: Geodia barretti
Lineage: Eukaryota; Metazoa; Porifera; Demospongiae; Tetractinellida; Geodiidae
Source: the annotation of a GenBank genome assembly